AUGGCUGGGUACCAGAGUUCAACAACUAAGCUUUACAACGAUUCUUCUUCUUUAACCAGCGCUUCUUACUCUCCAUCACCACCCAAUUCUUCUAAUCAAUCUUUAAUACAACUCCCUACCACGCCGACUUCUCCGGCUCCUUCAUUCUCUAACUCUUCAACCACGAAAAACUCUACCACCACGAAUUCCAACACCAACAAUAACUCUUCCUCUUCCACCACCAAUUCACCAAAAACCAUCACCUCCUCGAACAAUUCAGCAUCUACCACACCUACAGCGAACAACAGCAACUCAAACUCUCCAGCUGCUUCACGCUCCUUAACCAAUAAUAACUCUUCUGCAAAUAACUCUCCUUCUUCUAACCCUCAAUCUUUACCUCAUUCCGCAUUCACUCCAUAUCAAAAUUCUCCUCAACAUCCAACUCCGGUGACUACACCGACUUCGAUACCAAAGAAUCCACUAUCUCAACAAGCACAACAACAACCAGAUCCAACAAUGAUGACAUCUCACUUGGACAAUGGUUCGAGUCCUACUUUGGGAUAUCCACCGCACACACAUUUCACAAAUCCAGCCACACCUUUUUGGCAACAACAAUGGCCUGUUGGAGGAAAUGGAACUAAUGGAGUGGCAGUGGCGACAUUAGCUCAACAAGGUGGUAGUGCUUUUAUGCCUACUUACGGAGGUGGUGCUGGAGGCUCAAUGCCACCGCAUAAUCCUCGCCCCAAACUAACCACCACAAUAUGGGAAGAUGAGGCCACAUUGUGUUAUCAGGUUGAUGCUCGCGGAAUCUGUGUGGCGAGACGUCAAGAUAAUGACAUGAUAAACGGGACCAAACUGCUAAAUGUGGUAGGAAUGUCUCGUGGUAAACGUGAUGGGAUACUAAAAAACGAAAAAGGACGUGUUGUCGUAAAAGUUGGUGCAAUGCAUCUUAAAGGUGUAUGGAUCACAUUUCAGCGAGCAAAAACUUUGGCUGCACAAUUUAAGAUCGGGGAUAUACUUUACCCACUAUUUGUGGAUGAUCCAAGUGUAUUUCUUCAUAGCUCAUAUGCUGCUCCCAUGAACCGAAUACCAUCGAUGGGUGCUGGUGCAGGUAAUAACCAAUGGCGGGGGCAACCUCAUCCUUUUGCCAACACAUUCAAUAAUCAAUACGCUGAAGGACGACCAUGGGGUUAUUCAUAUGGCAACAAUAAUCCUGUUGCUGGUAUGUUACCUCCUACAUCCGCAUCACAAGGCUCAAGAACUCAUACACCACAUCCCCCCCAACAUAUUGAAGAAGAAUACACUAAUUAUAAUCUGAUGAAUGGUCAAAAUCCACAAGGCCAACCAGGAGUUGUAGUCUCGAGUGGGGUAAGUUUAUUCUGA
This is a messenger RNA of Ambispora gerdemannii, 1362 nucleotides long. The record is from the annotation of a GenBank genome assembly. NCBI's taxonomy places the organism in Eukaryota, Fungi, Glomeromycota, Glomeromycetes, Archaeosporales, Ambisporaceae.